AUGGUUGAUCUAAACGAGCCUCAUUUAACGUUCUUAAAUCGUGGUCUAUUCGAUUGGGAAUCAAAUCGUGUAAAUGCUGAACGUCAAGGCAUGUUAUUUCCAUCACUAACAAAUUCGAUGCAAGAUCAAACGUUCUGCGGUUGUACACCUUACAUGAAAUGUUCAACGCAUAGUGAAUAUACCUAUGCUCGAUCUCCGUUUGAACGUGGUAAUCAAGAUUUUAUAUGUACAUGUUUGAUAUGUCGCCCUGAUCUACAUCGACAACAUAUCACUGAUCCGACCAAAUAUUCUCUUUUACGUCCAAUGCCUACAUCCUAUCAUUGUCUACUUGAUCCGAACAGAAGAUUAACAGAUCGACCCUGUUUAGAUGGUAUGCCCGAAAAUGUCACAGUGACCAUACCAGGCUUAAAUCGAUAUGAUCGUGAGCCUCCGUUAGCAUUUGAUAUGCCUAAGCAAGGACGACAAAAUUUGACAAAUAAAAAUGAUGCAUUUUACACAUGGUAUCACGAUAAUGAACCAGAUGUUGGAAAAAUUUUACCGGUAAAUUAUUGGAAUAGACACCGAAUGGUAAAUGGGCCAUCAUCGUAUCUUGUACCAACUGUACUUUAA
This is a messenger RNA of Didymodactylos carnosus, 609 nucleotides long. NCBI's taxonomy places the organism in Eukaryota, Metazoa, Rotifera, Eurotatoria, Philodinida, Philodinidae. The record is from the annotation of a GenBank genome assembly.